AUACAUUCUAGUCUGUACAGUUGAUCGAGCAAGAUGCACUUUCCACUCUUGCUACUCAUCAUGUGCGUCCAAGUCGCGUUCGCCAAACUGAGCUACCGCAACCACACCUGUUCACCGUCCAGCUACGCCGGCAUCUGCAUCCUGGGCCACCUUCACUACAAACCUGGCGAUGAGCAGGUGGUUCACAGCUUCCCCCGCAAUCGCUCCCACAUUCGCAUCGUCAGCGAUUCCCGACGGGUUGGCAGCACGACCGAGAUACUGAACGUUGAUGGCAAGUUUCACGAGCUGCUUGGUCGACCUGCGUGCUUGGAAGUGCUGGAACAUGCCGUCCAGCGGAUGGAGUUGCCGCGAGCACUUCGGCAUGGCUUCCCGGAUUCUUACAUGCGCGAGUUGAGCGUGGAAGUGGGGGUGGGUGAUCCGGCGGUCGUGUACUUGGAAUUGACUGGGAAUAUGCUGAAGGAUGUUGGAGUGUUGGGGGUUGGUUAACUUGGAGGUGCUGCUUUGGGUGACAACAUGAUCAAAAGUAUAGAUCCGGCUACGUUUGCGAAUCUUGGCAGGUUGAGAUAUCUUUGUUUGAGGUACAACUAUCUUGGCCGGAUUUCGUUGAGCAUCUUUCCAAAGAGUUUAACCCACCUGGAUCUGUUUGCCAGCGAAAUUACAUCGCUUAACUAUGGUGAGUUGUACUAUCCGAACGUAGAAACGUUCAACAUUGAGAGCAAUUCGUUGACAUCGAUCGACGGAUCGGCGUUGCUGUUGGCGAUGCCAAAGCUAAAAAUGGUUCGUAUUGGGUGGAACUUCUUGGACGAAGAUGACGACGAACUUCAGCAAACUAUUCAGCUGUUCCGGCGGCACAACAUAAGUCUACGCAGCGAAGCGGAUGACGGUGCUUGCGAGAUUGUUGGUAUUGAGGGAGUUUGCUUUGCGGAGCCCGGGCCACCACGAUCGGUACUUCCGGAUAUUCUGAUGAGCUUGGUGGUGAUCUUGGUUGUGAUUGCUUUGGCAGGGAUGCUACGCUGGGUGUUUUUGGCCAUGCAUCGCAAGUGAGGUUAGUGGGGAAGACGAGGAUCUGUAUUGAUAAACCGCCAGCAACGA
Molecule: messenger RNA, 1092 nt
Organism: Culex quinquefasciatus (southern house mosquito)
Lineage: Eukaryota; Metazoa; Arthropoda; Insecta; Diptera; Culicidae
Exons: 2
Coding region: 34-486 (150 amino acids)
Source: RefSeq, a predicted model, not a curated record